Molecule: messenger RNA, 5347 nt
Organism: Lagopus muta (rock ptarmigan)
Lineage: Eukaryota; Metazoa; Chordata; Aves; Galliformes; Phasianidae
Gene: FGFR4
Product: fibroblast growth factor receptor 4
Exons: 16
Coding region: 240-2249 (669 amino acids)
Biological process (GO): multicellular organism development; protein phosphorylation; fibroblast growth factor receptor signaling pathway
Cellular component (GO): signaling receptor complex; membrane
Molecular function (GO): fibroblast growth factor binding; fibroblast growth factor receptor activity; ATP binding
Source: RefSeq, a predicted model, not a curated record
ACAAAGUGCCCGCGCCCUCGGCACAGCGCGGCGGGGUGAGAGUCGGGGCCGCCAUGGGGCCGCGGCGCUGAGCGGAGCCCGCCCGGCCCCGCAGGACUUUGCUCGGGCCCUCCCCGCCGCGGCCGGUGCGGAGCUGGAGGAGCCGCGCCGUCGGGGCUCCGCGCAGCCGGCUCUGCCCGACGGCCGCGGGGCAGCGCAGCUCCUCGCCGCGGAGCAGCUUCCCGCGGGAGGCCCGGAAGAUGCUGCCGCUCUGGCUCGUCCUGGCGGGACUGCUGCUGGCGGCCGGCCCGGCCUCUUCCCACCGUGGGGAGAUGGAGCCAGACUCGCUGGCAUCGGGUGAUGAUGAUGAAGACAGCGAUGGGGAUGGUCCCCACGGAGACCGCAGCGAGGAGCCCGUCUAUGUGCACAGAGCACCUUACUGGACUCACCCGCACCGCAUGGACAAGAAGCUGUAUGCUGUCCCUGCCGGGAACACGGUCAAGUUCCGCUGCCCAGCCUCGGGCAGCCCCAGCCCCAGCAUCCGCUGGUUCAAGAACGGUCGUGAGUUCCGGGGGGAGCACCGCAUCGGGGGCAUACGGCUCCGGCACCAGCACUGGAGCCUGGUGAUGGAGAGUGUGGUGCCCUCCGACCGCGGCAACUAUACCUGUCUGGUGGAGAACAGGUUUGGCAGCAUCCGCUACAGCUACCUGCUGGACGUGCUGGAGAGGUCUCCGCACCGGCCCAUCCUGCAGGCAGGGCUGCCUGCUAACACCACUGCCCUGGUGGGCAGCGACGUCGAGUUCUUCUGCAAGGUGUACAGCGACGCCCAGCCCCACAUCCAGUGGCUGAAACACAUCGAGGUGAACGGCAGCAACUACGGCCCUGACGGGGUGCCCUACGUGCAAGUGCUCAAGACGGCAGAUAUCAACAGCUCUGAGGUGGAGGUGCUGUACCUGCGUAAUGUCACCAUGGAGGAUGCAGGCGAGUACACCUGCCUGGCAGGGAACUCCAUCGGCCUCUCCUACCAGUCGGCGUGGCUCACUGUGCUUCCAGAAGAAGAGCUGGUGCACGAAGCUGAGGCCCCUGAGGCCAAGUACACCGACAUUAUCAUCUACACGUCGGGCUCGCUGGCUGUGGCCAUGGCCCUCAUCAUUGUGGUGCUGUGCCGCAUGCAGACGCUGUCGAGCAAGCAGCCCCUGGAGCCCAUGGCAGUGCACAAGCUCUCUAAAUUCCCACUCAUCCGACAGUUCUCCCUGGACUCCAGCUCAUCAGGGAAGUCCAGCACAUCGCUGAUGCGUGUCACCCGCCUCUCCUCCAGCUGUGCCCCCAUGCUGGCAGGCGUCGUCGAGCUGGACCUGCCUCUGGAUUCCAAGUGGGAAUUUCCCCGAGAAAAGCUGGUGCUGGGGAAGCCCCUGGGUGAGGGCUGCUUUGGGCAGGUGGUGCGGGCAGAGGCGUACGGCAUCGACAGGCAGUGGCCGGACCGAGCCGUCACCGUGGCUGUCAAAAUGCUCAAAGACAACGCCACCGACAAGGACCUGGCUGACCUCAUCUCCGAGAUGGAGAUGAUGAAGCUGAUGGACAAACACAAAAACAUCAUCAACCUGCUGGGAGUGUGCACACAGGAUGGGCCCCUCUAUGUGAUAGUGGAGUUCGCUGCCAAGGGCAACCUGCGCGAGUACCUGCGUGCCCGGCGGCCCCCCAUGCCUGAUUACACCUUCGACAUCACGGAGCUGCAUGAGGAGCAGCUCUGCUUCAAGGACUUGGUGUCCUGCGUCUACCAGGUGGCCCGCGGCAUGGAGUACCUGGAGUCCAGGCGGUGCAUCCACCGCGACCUGGCUGCGCGCAAUGUCCUGGUCACAGCAGAAAAUGUGAUGAAAAUUGCCGAUUUUGGCUUGGCCAGGGAUGUCCAUGACAUUGAUUACUACAAGAAAACCAGCAAUGGCCGCUUGCCUGUCAAGUGGAUGGCGCCUGAGGCCCUGUUCGACCGCGUCUACACCCACCAGAGUGACGUGUGGUCUUUUGGGAUCCUGAUGUGGGAGAUCUUCACCCUGGGUGGCUCCCCGUACCCUGGCAUCCCCGUGGAGGAGCUCUUCAAGCUGCUGAAGGAGGGGCACCGUAUGGACUGCCCAUCCAACUGCACCCACGAGCUGUACAUGCUGAUGCGGGAGUGCUGGCACGCGGUCCCCUCACAGCGGCCCACCUUUAAGCAGCUGGUGGAGGGGCUGGACAAGAUCCUGGCAGCCAUCUCGGAGGAGCUGCUGUUGCGCUAAGCCACCGUGAACUCCGCUACCAGCAUCGCCCUGAAAUUGAUCCACCAACUGCUGCUGGCUCCCAGGCUGGGAAAGAGCCCCGGGCCCCGCACAGUGGGGUCCCCCCUCCCCACCUAGACCUGCUCCGGGACACCCGAUAAAAGUGAGUUAUGGGCUCUGCACUGCCUUCUCCUAACCCCGGUGCCCCUGGGAGCGGGGUUUGGGAACUGCAGGCCUUGCUCCUGGUGCCCACCUUGCCUUAUUGCACCCAGCUCAGCUCCACAGGGAAUGUGGGCAGGCAGGGGCUGCAGCUGUCUCCCUGGAUCUAGGGUUUCAUCUCAGCUCCUCUGCUCCAGUAAGGGCUGGGUUUUGCCGUUAGCCCUGGGAUCUUGUUUCCUUCUCCAGCUUCCAGCUGCAGGGGCAGCUCCAGUGGUGGGGAGCAGCCCCUCACACAUAUAGGAGCUGGCUCUGGGGAGCAAUGUGCCCCAACCACAGGGCAGGUGGAAUGAGGCCCCCUGGUCUCACCUACACACUUGUGCUGUGCUGGCACUGGGGUGCAGCCACCUUUGGCUGCAUUGCAUGUAUUUUUGGAGUUGUCCUAGGGUUCUGCUCCCCACUGCAGGGGGAGCCCAGCCCUGCUUUCCCUCUCCCAGCUCCUGGCCAUGGGGCCCUACUCCCCCUCUUCCCUGGAUGUACCUCCCUCCACAGCUCCCAGACCACCAGCAGGUGUGAAACCUGCCCGAGCCCUACAGCCUCCCUGCCCCGAGGAAGGAUCCCAGCUGUCCACUAAUGUGCCAGAACCAAUGCAUUUAGCACAGCCCUGAAUGGGGCAUUCACAUGCCGGAGGGUAAACUGCCCAGGCAGAGGGGGGGGCUGUCCAGUCCUGGCCCCCUGAGCCACAGGAGAGCCAUCCCUGGGUUGUGCCUGGGGGUGGGACUGUGCCAUGUCCCCUGAUCUGUGUGCUCACAGGCUGGGGGCUCAUCCUUACAAUUCAGCACAUGGGUGCCCCUAGCACCACUCCUGGGGUCCCAGCAGUGCCCAGCACUGUGCCCCAGUCACUACUCAGCAUCUGCUGCUGUCCUGCACAUCCGUGCAUCCCCUCCAUCUCAGGGCUGGGAAGCACUGGGCUGGACAAGGGUAUGGGACAUGGGGCAGGGGAGGCCGCAGGGCGUCCCGCAGCCUCGCACCAACUGGAAGAUGGUUUUAUUGUUGAACAUUCCUGGUGUUUUCUGUCAGGGCUGAACCAAUUGUCCUUAAUCCGCCAGGCUCUGCUGGCCAAACAAGUGUGGCUGAGCCACCGGCAUCCUGUCCCCACGAACAGGCCCCUUUUGUGAGGGGGAUUUAGCGUGUAGCCCAGUAAAUCCCGCUGGUUUCCUGAGGCACCGUUCCCACACGCCCUCCCCCAGCUCUGGGCCCUGGCACCGGGCCCCGGGAGGUGCCACGCUGCGGGGCCGGGGCUGCUUCACGCGGGACGUGGGACCUUUCCUGCUCCGCUGCCCACGGAGAGCCCUGAGUCCCGGGGGUGAUGCUGAGUGCCCGGGGCACCGAGACGCUUCCUGAUGCCAGCCCAUUGCCGGAGAUGCCUCCGCUUAACGACCCUCUGUUAUCGGGAGGGAUGGUGCCCUUGGCUUUUCUCCCCAAAACAAAGGAGCUGGGAUCUUAUCUCCCGGCAACAUCUGGCUUUUGUGAGAUGCAGAACACCUCUGCCCUGAGGCUGGGUGGUUGCUGGGUGCGGCAGGAGGCUGCGAGGCGCCGGGCUCUCCCCUCUGCUCACACCGCUCCGUGAGCACAGCCGGCCUCAGGCAACGAAGGGAGGGCAGGGAAACGGCACGACGGAGUCCCACGCGAGAUUGGUAUCCCACGCUGCUUCCCGGGAGCAGGGCUGAGGAAAGCGAGACAUCCGCGUUCCCGGACAUUGGCCUGCGACCAAACCCCCACGGCCGCACCGCUACGCCACGCCGUACAAAAAGCCCAACGCUUGCACUCUCCCGUGGAUGCACACGCAUGCACGCUUGCAGUAUCGCGCCCACAUCCCGGUGUACUCACACCAUUGGAGCACGCGAGGCCCCCCUGCAUAGAAACACUCUCCCCCCGCACGGCGCACACCGCGCACACCCGCACCCCGCGGGCAGCCUCGGGCCGCAGCGCUGCGGGGCUGUGCGGGCAGGGCGGGCCGCGAGCCCCAUCUCCCGGCCGGCGGCGGCAGCUCCGUGCAGAGCGGCAGCGGAACGGUCGAGCGCUGCCCCGCUCUUCCCCGGCUCCCGGGACGUAUCUGCGGGGAAAAACGUAACGAGGCCGGCGUGGGGCAUCGCAGCUACCGCUGGCCCUGGGCACAGGGCUGCCAGCUCCGCGGGCAGCGAGGAGAACGCCGAGCCCGUCCUUCCAGCACUGUGCCGUAGCCCCGCGCCGAUCGGCGCUGCCCUCUGCAGCUGCCCCGUCCCCCCACGCCGUGCUGGCGCCCGGUGACCGGCUUCGGGGCCCUGGUUCCCCACCUCCCCGUGCCCUCGCGUGUCCCGGGUCCGACGUUCGGGGCUGUGGGUAGGGCAGAAGGUGCCCAGAGAGGGGACCCCCGCGGGACUCCGCAGCCGAUGGCGCGGCCGCGGGCACCGUGCCACCAGCACAAAGCAGAGCCCAUCCCCACGGCCCGGGGCCUGGCGAGCCGCGCGCUCCCCGGGGAAGGGGCCCCUGCCGGCCCUGCGGGCAGGAUGCUCCCCGCUCCUCUCCUCCUCUGCUUCCUUCCUCCCGGCCCGGCUAGCCCUCCCCCUGCCCGCCAGCUUUAACCCUUUCGCCCGCGCUCGCCAACCCCGCGUUCCCAGAACCCUUUGUGCUCCGCUGCGGGGCUGCGCUCCCCCCGGCCCUCAGCCCACCCCACGGCGUUGUGUGUGCGGUAGAGCCCAAGGGCCGCCGGGAAGGCGAGCGGGCGCAGCGGGCAGAGUCCCGCGGGGAAGGGCUCGGGCAGAGACCCCGCAGUGCGCACACAAAGGCGGCCAUGGCUCUGCGCUGUGCUCUGAGCGGGAGCGCGGCGGCCGGAAGAGCGUCUGCAGGGACGGUGGCAGCCCCGCGAGAGCGGGUCGGAUCGGGAAUGGUGCCGUGUGGGGCUCCGGGACGGGGCUCAGGGG